AUGUCGUUCCUCGCCAUAAAAAUCAUUUUGGUCUUCAUCAACUCCUUAUCGUCUUUAUCAGCCACCAUCACAAACCCUCUCAUUAUCCUGGCCAUCCUCAAGACACCAACGCUUCACACUCCUUCCAACGUACUCCUCUGUUCUCUGGCACUCUCGGACUUCGGAGUCGGGCUGCUGGUACAACCUAUGUUUAUCAUAAAACUAGCUAGCCAUUUUUUGCCUUUUAACGCUUUGAAGUUCUCAAUAUUACUUUUUUCGGGAGCAUCUUUGUUGACCAUAACAGCGAUUGCAGUCGACCGUUAUCUUGCCUUGAAACUACACUUGAGAUAUCAAACAGUUGUGACAGUCAAAGGAACAAUAUUAGUGGCCGUUUGUAUUUGGUGCUUGGCGACUGUUGCACUGCUGUUCUACUCGUAUGCCGAUCUUCUAGCUCAAGAUAUAGCCUUAAUAGUAACACCAGUUCUUUGUCUUAGCAUCUCGUCGUACUGUUACAUCCAAAUCUAUCGUAUUGUUCGACGCCAUCGAAGACAGAUCCGUGACCAAAGCCGUUCUAUCACUCGUCAGUUUUCCUCGUCAUGUGUCCCCACUAUCGGACAAGGAAAAUCCAUUACUACAAUGUACUACAUCCAUGGGCUGUUCGUUCUUUGUGUUAUGCCGUCGCCUGUUUCUAUGCUCAUUCAUCUUGUGCAUGGCAUUGAUUUGGGUCUUGUUAUCUAUAUAUUUUUUUCUUGGACAAUUCUUUUUGUAAAUUCUGCGUUAAAUCCGUAUUUGUACUGCUGGAAAAUACCAGAAAUAAGACUGGCUGUAAAGUCGUUAAUUAAGUUUUAGGAACG
Actinia tenebrosa (Australian red waratah sea anemone) is the source of this 833-nucleotide messenger RNA. RefSeq names its product beta-4C adrenergic receptor-like. NCBI's taxonomy places the organism in Eukaryota, Metazoa, Cnidaria, Anthozoa, Actiniaria, Actiniidae. The record is from RefSeq and is a predicted model, not a curated record.